AUGGAUUACCGAAGGUUCAACAUCUACCUGAAGGAAGCUGGAGGCCUCAACUGCUCAAAACUAUUCUUCAAGAGAUCCGUAUAUGCUGUGGUCUCUAUCAUUGGUAGUAGUAGUUCACCUUCAAAGCAACAAACUUGUGUAGGAAAAUACAAUGGCACUAACCCCACAUGGGGACUUCGUUCUUCAUUGAGGUUUUACUUGGAAGACUCGGAGUUGCAACAGGACCAUUUGGUGCUCAUGAUUCAACUCAUGUGUAAACGAAUCCUAGGCAGUGACAAGGUCAUUGGAGAAGUUUAUGUCCCUCUCAAAGAACUCUACGACAAUUCUGGUAGCACCAACCAUGGCUUUCAUCAAGUUGUUAAGCCCUCUGGCUCAGGCAAGGAUCAUGGUUUUCUAUAUUUUAACUAUGAUUUUGGAGAAAUAAUUAGAGGGGCAGUGAAGAAGGACAAUGGUGCUGUAGCUUAUCCUCUAAUAAGGACACAUAGCCGUGUAAACCCAUCCGCACCAUGUUUAGAAUAUCUUAGUUUAGGUCUAUAG
Gastrolobium bilobum is the source of this 537-nucleotide messenger RNA. RefSeq names its product protein SRC2. Bases 1 to 537 code for a protein of 178 amino acids. Lineage: Eukaryota; Viridiplantae; Streptophyta; Magnoliopsida; Fabales; Fabaceae. The record is from RefSeq and is a predicted model, not a curated record. The transcript has a single exon.